Clavispora lusitaniae ATCC 42720 is the source of this 1221-nucleotide messenger RNA. Its product is annotated as PP2C family serine/threonine-protein phosphatase. Gene Ontology annotation, cellular component: mitochondrion. NCBI's taxonomy places the organism in Eukaryota, Fungi, Ascomycota, Pichiomycetes, Serinales, Metschnikowiaceae. Gene Ontology annotation, biological process: protein dephosphorylation. The record is from RefSeq and is a predicted model, not a curated record. Gene Ontology annotation, molecular function: [pyruvate dehydrogenase (acetyl-transferring)]-phosphatase activity.
AUGUCCCGGUCACCUCGCCUUGUGCGGCACCUAUCCGACUCCGUCACGUUUACGGCGAUCGGCGAAAAGAAUUUCCGCCUCCGGGUUCCACUAUUGAAAAGUCCCUCGCAUCUUGGCCACCACUCUUCUCGCGGAAACAGACGAACAAACGAAGACCGCUAUUCAGCCGCGGUUAUGGACCUAGACAGUCCUGUUUUCGCCUUUGGCGUCUAUGACGGCCACGGCGGGCUGCAGUGUCUGACUUUUUUGCGUGAUCACUUGGCCAAAGUCAUUGAAGAAGCGGGGCUGCUAGUGGAGGACGACACGGCUCGACAGGAAUUGAUUCGCAACUACGCUAAAAACAUCGGCGGCUACUGGAAGCGCUGGUACAAGCACCGCAAUGAAAACUUGAAACGCAUGCAAGAAAGCACGCCUCAGGUACAAAAAUUGGCCAAUCUCAGCUGUGCCGACGACUUGAUGUCGCGGCUCCCUUUGGCGUUUUUGCAAACAGACUAUCGCUUUUUCAACGAGGACGACAAUGCUCUGGGAUCCACUUGUCUGGCUGUGUUCUUGCACACACUCACUGGAGGAAACUACUUUGAGCGCAACAGUGUGUCCAAGUUGACUGUGGCACAUGUGGGGGACACACGGGCCAUUCUAGUUGACCGCAACGGCUUUGCCCAUGCCCUUACGUCACCACACCACCCGCUGAACCCAAUGGAAGCGCGUCGGUUGAGAAAAUACGCCGCCAACUUUUUCAUGACGGAUUCGUUUGGAGAAGAACGCUUCGUCUCGCUCGCUAACACUCGUGCUUUUGGCGAUCUCGGCUUCAAACAGAUGGGCGUCACGGCCGAGCCGGAUGUGUCGCAGUAUAUUAUUGGCGAUGCCAGCGCCAUCAAGAAACUUCUCUCUCCGGAAGAGGUGAAAUCGUGUACUGUUGGGGGACAGGGCGGAGACGAAAGUUUUCUAGUGCUCUGCACCGAUGGUGUUUCGAACGAGAUCACAGACCAGGAAAUCGCCGACAUAGUCAUGGCGAACUACAAUCUCCGCGGGCUGCACAAGGCGACGCCGCAAUUUUGUGCCGAAGAGGUCGUUCGGUUCGUGGAUUACGUGGGCGGUGACGACAACUCAACAUGCAUGGUCAUACGGCUCGGAGGGUGGGGGCUGUGGCCGGUGGUGGACCGCACAGGGCUGUUGCGCCAGGAGCGGUUGAAUGCCUAUACUCCCAGAGACCGGGGGUAA